This is a messenger RNA of Emericellopsis atlantica, 2161 nucleotides long. RefSeq lists its product as uncharacterized. The record is from RefSeq and is a predicted model, not a curated record. Bases 135 to 1784 code for a protein of 549 amino acids. Gene Ontology annotation, molecular function: oxidoreductase activity, acting on CH-OH group of donors; flavin adenine dinucleotide binding. The transcript is spliced from 2 exons. NCBI's taxonomy places the organism in Eukaryota, Fungi, Ascomycota, Sordariomycetes, Hypocreales, Bionectriaceae.
CGACCGAAGCGACCUGCAGCCCCGCCUACACUGCAGUCUAUUCAUAUCGCACGUCGCCUGUCGAGUAUGAAGCCUCCAGUCUCCGCAAUGUCUGGCCCUCGCUUCAUCCUCUCCCACCCUUCACACACACCACAAUGGCGUCCUCAGUAUACGACUUUGCCAUUGUCGGAGGUGGCCUCUCGGGCUGCGUCCUCGCAAGUCGUCUUCACGAAUACGACCCGGAAGCCAAAAUCCUCCUCCUCGAAGCCGGCGGGGAGACGCGCGACCGUCCAGAGGUGCGCGAGCCCCAGGUCCUGAACCUGGGCGGCGACCUCGACUGGGCCUAUGAGUCAGAACCCGUGUCGCAUCUUGGCGGUCGCACUGUCACGCUGAACGCGGGCAAGGGACUCGGUGGCAGUUCGGCCAUCAACUCCUGUGGCUGGCAGCGCGGUGCCGCCGCCGACUAUGACGAGUGGGCUGCGCUCGUGGGCGACGAGCGGUAUAGCUACAAGGGACAGCUGCCGUACUUUCGAAAGUCGGAGAGGUCCUUUGACGACGUGAACCCGGAGCACCAUGGCAAGGAUGGCAAUAUCCACGUCAAGACAUCGGGUGCUGCGAACCGCAUCUACCCCCUCAGCAAGCAGAAUGCUGCGGCGUGGGAGGAGCUUGGCGUGACUGGCGUGCCAAACCUGGACCAGAACGCUGGGCAGAACCUUGGCCGCGCGUAUCUCUGUGAGGCAAGGCGUGAGGGAAAACGCCAGUGGGCGGCUGACGCGUACGCGCUCGAGGGGGUCGAGGUGCGGUUGAACACGCUUGUCGCCAAGAUUGUGCUGGACAAUAGUGACAGCGUUGUGAGAGCCACUGGCGUGGAGCUGGCGGAUGGCACGUCCAUUGCGGCCAAGGAGGUCAUUGUGUCCGCUGGUGCUUUCCGCUCGCCCCAGCUGCUGCUUUUAUCGGGCGUUGGCCUGGCUGAGGAUUUGAAGCAGGUUGGCAUCGAGCCUGUUGUCGACCUACCCGAGGUGGGCCAAGGGCUGAUGGACCAUAUGCUGUUCUUCCAGCACUGGCGGGUCAAGGAUCCCUUGGCCGGAUACACCAUGGGUUCUCCGAAUGAGCUAUGGGCUCAGCCUCAGUAUGCGCAGGGCAUGCCCUUUGACUGGAUCGUCAACACGGGUGUACCAGAGGAUGAGCUGAAGGCGGCCAUCAAGAAGGAUGAGGGGUCGGAGCCGGACAGCACCACGCAUAGCCUUCUCAAGACCCCUCGCACCUUUUUGGAGUACAUUGUGGCCUAUGUCAAGCUGCCGUUUCCCGGCACGACGAUGGAUGCGGAACACAUCACGACCGGAGUGGUCUCUUUUCUGCCCACCUCGCGUGGAUCAGUGUCCUUGAGGUCGAGUAACCCUCAAGAGCAACCAAAGAUUGACAUGAACUAUCUCUCCACCGAGGUGGACAGAUUUGUGUAUCGGCAGGGCCUUCGAAACAUCACCAAGUUUAUGCUGGGCACCCAAUUCUCUGAAUAUGUUUCUGGGGAGACUGUUCCUGAUAUCCUCCCCGCCGAGCCUGCCACUCUCGAGGAUAGCGACGAGAAGCUGGAUCAGAGACUGGCCAUGGCUAGCGGAACAACGUGGCACGCCUGCGGCAGCUGUGCCAUGGGCAAGGUGGUUGACACUGCUUUUCGUGUUCACGGUGUCGAGGGCCUCAGGGUUGUCGAUGCCUCCGUGUUCCCUGUGCCACUGAGCGCACAUAUCCAGGCGCCCCUGUAUGCGUUGACGGAGCAAGCCGCUGCCAUGAUUGCAGGCAAGGCUUGAGCACAGUCGGCUUUCAUCGAGGAGGUUAGACAAGUUCGAUUUCAAAUUGGUCACCUUUGUUGCAUCCUUGAAGCGCCUGCGGGGAUAUGCACUUCCAGUGGUAUCUGGUAUCUGGUAUCUUGUGCUACCCCAUGAUCAAAGUAACCCUCUUGCAGAUAGACCUUUUGCGAGGCUCCCUGCACGCCCCUCCACGAUCUCUGUCUGUCAACCCGAACCUGGCGAUGGCGCCACCUGGCAGCCCACCACUACAUCGUAGCCAGUGCAGCCGUCCACUCACAAAAGCCCGUCUUUGUUUGCCUCCUGCCAAUUCACCAAGCGUGAGCCCCCGAAAAUUUGCUUGUAAUAGGGUCCGCGCGCCUUGACGGGGCUCCACAGUG